This is a messenger RNA of Gorilla gorilla gorilla (western lowland gorilla), 11302 nucleotides long. It is a transcript of the gene ZNF500, whose product is annotated as zinc finger protein 500. The record is from RefSeq and is a predicted model, not a curated record. NCBI's taxonomy places the organism in Eukaryota, Metazoa, Chordata, Mammalia, Primates, Hominidae. Gene Ontology annotation, molecular function: DNA-binding transcription factor activity, RNA polymerase II-specific; RNA polymerase II cis-regulatory region sequence-specific DNA binding. The transcript is spliced from 5 exons. Gene Ontology annotation, biological process: regulation of transcription by RNA polymerase II. The coding region runs from base 370 to 1827 and encodes 485 amino acids.
CCCACCCACACGGCCUGGUUUGCACCCCUGGUUUAGGGUCUUCGGCCCUGGCUCUGGCGUCCCUGGCUGCCAAGCCUGAGGCCCGCCGUCCCACUCCCGCCGAGACCCGCCGCUCCGGUCCUGCCCCAAACUGCCCACGGCCGGCAGCGCUUCCAGUGAGUGCCGGGGGGCGCGGGGACGCGGGUCCCGGCCGAAGCUUCGAUUUCGCGGCCCGCGCCAGCACCCGGGUCUGUGCCGCGGCCUCGGAUACGGCUCACCCUCCACCUGAGGGGGCCCUGAAAAAAACUCUCUUCCUGUGUCUGGCCAGAGGUAUAGAGAGAGACAGGUUCAACUCUAAGGCCUGAAAAGGAACAAGGCCCACCGGAAGCAAUGGCCACUGUCCCUGGCCUCCAGCCCCUGCCAACCUUGGAGCAGGACCUGGAACAGGAUGAGAUCCUGAUUGUGAAGGUGGAGGAGGACUUCUGCUUGGAAGAGGAGCCCUCCGUGGAGACAGAGGACCCCAGCCCUGAGACUUUCCGCCAGCUCUUCCGGCUCUUCUGCUACCAGGAGGUGGCUGGGCCCCGGGAGGCCCUGAGCCGCCUCUGGGAGCUGUGCUGCCGCUGGCUGCGGCCGGAGCUGCGCACUAAGGAGCAGAUCCUGGAGCUGCUGGUGCUGGAGCAGUUCCUGACCGUGCUGCCGGGGGAGAUCCAGGCUCGGGUACGCGAGCAGCAGCCGGAGAGCGGUGAGGAGGCCGUGGUCCUCGUGGAAGGGCUGCAGCGGAAGCCCAGGAAACACAGGCAGCGGGGCUCAGAGCUGCUUUCUGAUGACGAGGUGCCCCUCGGGAUAGGGGGACAGUCCUUAAAACACCAGGCAGAGGCUCAGCCAGAGGAUCUGUCCCUGGAGGAAGAGGCUCGAUUCUCUAGCCAGCAGCCCCCAGCCCAGCUGAGCCACAGGCCACAGAGGGGCCCGCUGUUUUGGCCAGAGAGAGGCCCUCCAGCUCCCCGGCAUCAGGAGAUGACGUCAGCCUCGCCCUUCCUUUCGGCCUGGUCCCAGGUGCCCGUGAACUUGGCGGACGUGGCUGUAUACCUUUCUGGGGAGGAGCCAAGAUGCCUGGACCCAGCUCAGCGGGAUGCGCCGCUGGAGAAUGAAGGUAACUUGCAAGUGACUGUGUCCUCUAGGGGGCUUGCCAAAAAUAGGAACUGUCAGGCACCAGCUCCUGGGCUUGGUUCUGUUGGUCCAGUUGGCCUGGGGCGAUCCUCCGUGGACAGGGCUACCCAUAUCCCUGCAGAGUCCCACCUGCAGGGCCUGCACAGCCACUCGGCCAUGACUCAGGCAGAUGCCCAGCACUGCCUUGCCAUCCUGUUCUUCUGCCCCUGCCCCUUACAUGCUGGUCCUACUUCACUUCAGCUUCCCUGUGCCCUCCUCUCAAGGGCAGAGCUGCUCCCACAGGACCUGGUUCUCCAGCCUCUCCCCAUCGCACUGAGCACUGCCCUGCCCGUUACUCAGCACCGUCCCUUAAGCUCUUUCUCUGCCUGUUUGUCUCUUCCUGCCUUUCCUGAUGCUGCUGAAGCCUUUUCUGGUUUUUUGUUUGUUUGUUUGUUUGUUUGUUUUGAGAUGGAGUUUUGCUCUGUUGCCCAGGCUGGAGUGCAGUGGCACAACCUUGGCUCACUGCAACCUCCACCUCCUGGGUUCAAGCGAUGCUCCCACCUCAGCCUCCCAAGUAGCUGGGAUUACAGGUACUCGCCAUCAUGCCUGGCUAAUUUUUGUAUUAUUAGUAGAGAUGGGUUUCAUCACCAUGUUGGCCAGGCUGGUCUCGAAGUCCUGACUUCAGGUGAUCCGCCGGCCUAGGCCUCCCAAAGUCCUGGGAUGACAGGUGUGAGCCACUGUGAGUGGCCAUGCUGAAGCCUUUUCUAAUGACAGUGAGAUGUCGCUUUGUAUUAGGGUUCUUCUCCAGAGAAACAGAACCAACAGAAGAUAGACACACACACAGAUUUAUUUUAAGGUAUGGGUACUCAGACAGCUCCCUUGGUUGCUUACAGAAGUUGACAAGUCUGAAAUCUGCAGGCCAGGCCAGCAGGCUGGAAGCUUAGGAUUUCUGUGCCGCGGUCUUGAGGCAGACUUCCUUCUUUGGGAAACCUCCAGAAUUUUUUUCCUUUUUAAGGCUGAAGAAUAUUCCAUUGUAAAUAAUGCUGCAGUGAACGUGGGUGUACAGGUGUAUCUCUGAUCAACUCUGCUUUCUGUUCCUGGGGUGGAUGUAUCCAGCAGUGGGAUGGCUGGAGCAUAUGUGGUCAUUCUGUGUUGAAUUUUCUGAGGAACCGCCAUGCUGUUUUCCACAGCAUCUGCACCAUCUCAUGCACCCACCAAGAGUGCACAAGGGUUCCAGUUUCUCCACAUCCAUACCAAUGGUUGUUAUUUUCAGGGUUUUUUUUUUUUUGAGAUGGAGUCUUGCUCUGUUGCCCAGGCUGGAGUGGAGUGGCACAAUCUCAGCUCAGCUCACUGCAACCUCCGCCUUCCGGGUUCAAGCGAUUCUCCUGCCUCAGUCUCCCAAGUAGCUCGGAUUACAGGUGUGCGCCACCAUACCUGGCUAAUUUUUCUAUUUUUAGUAGAGCUGGGUUUUGCCAUGUUGGCCAAGCUGGUCUCGAAUUCCUGAUCUCAAGUGAUCUGCCUGCCUCAGCCUCCCUAAGUGCUGGGAUUACAGGCGUAAGCUACCGCACCUGGCCUGAUUUGGAAAUAUUUUCUCCUGUUUUGUGUGUUGCAUUUUCAUUUUGUUGGUAGCGUCCUUUGAUGCACAAAAGUUUUUGGUUCUAGUGUCCAGUUUAUCGUUUUCUUCUUUUGUUGCCUAUGAAGAGUUUUAGAUGAUGUUGUAUGAGGCUCUGGUUGGUCAUCAGCAGCUUUGGUGACAGGCAUCCAGAGCAGGGGUUCUCCACCCGGGGCAAUCUUGUCCCCCAGAGGACAUCUGUCCAUGAGUUGGAGACAUUUUUGGUUGUCAUGACCCUGGGGCUGUCACUGAUGAAAAUGAUUAUUUGUUGAGCAGAAGGUGGGGAUGCUGCCCACCCUCCUGCAGUGCACAGGGUGGCCGCAUCAGAGACAGCCCGGGCCAGGUCCCAUGGACACCACCCGUACCGUGAUUGAGGAACCCUGAUCUGAAGAUCUCUGAGCGCACAUUACCUGUGGUCCAGUUCAUUCCCUGUGCAAAAGGCAGAAGUCAAAAGGGAAAGAAUUUGCCAGCCCUCCCGGCUCCCAAGUGGUUACGUGGAAUCCUCAGAAGGGAAGGAAUGAGAUUCUGCCCAGCUCUGUCACCAGCUCCUGGAGCCCAGACACAGCUUCCCUCUCAGGGUCACAGGCAUGUGUUUGGGUUUUACUUACCCAGCGCCAGAGCCUAUGGUAAAAACAGUCUGUGGGGCCAAGGAAAGUUGGAUCUAUUUGAUCUUGCUUAAAAAAAAAAAAUGGCCAGGCACGGUGACUCACACCUGUAAUCCCAGCACUUUGGGAAGCCGAGGCGAGUGUUUGUCACCUGAGGUCAGGAGUUCGAGUCCAGCCUGGCCAACAUGGUGAAACCCUGUCUCUAUUAAAAAUACAAAAAUUAGGCGUGGUGGUGGGUGCCUAUACUCCCAGCUACUUGGGAGGCUGAGGCAGGAGAAUAGCUUGAACCCAGGAGGCGGAGAUUGCAGUAAGCCAAGAUCACGCCAUUGCACUCCAGCCUGGGCAAUAAGAGCGAAACUCUGUCUCAAAAAAAAAAAAAAAAAAAUUGGCCGGCGCGGUGGCUCACGCCUGUAAUCCCAGCCCUUUCAGAGGCUGAGGCGGGUGGAUCAUGAGGUCAGGAGAUCGAGUCCAUCCUGGCCAACAUGAUGAAACCCUGUCUCUCCUAAAAAAUACAAAAAUUAGUUGGGCGUGGUGGUACUCAUCUGUAGUCCCAGGUACUCGGGAGGCUGAGGCAGGAGAAUCGCUUGAACCCGGGAGGCGGAGGUUGCAGUGAGCCGAGAUCGCACCACUGCACUCCAGUCUGGGCAACAGAGCAAGACUCCGUCUCCAAAAAACAAAAACGGGCCGGGCAUGGUGGCUCAUGCCUGUAAUCCCAGCACCUUGAGAGGUCAAGGCGGGUGGAUUGCUCGAGUCCAGGAGUUCAAGACCAGCCUGCGCAACAUGGAGAAACCUUGUCUCUACAAAAAAUACAAAAGUGGUGCACGCCUGUAGUCCCAGCUGCUUGAGAGGCUGAGGUGGGAGGAACGCUUGAGCUUGGGAGGUCAAGGCUGCAGUAAGCUGUGAUCAUACCACUGCACCCCAGCCUGGGCAACAGAGUGAGACUCUGUCUCAAAAAAACAAAUUAGGUUGGUACCUGGCCUCAAAGUUUUUACAUUUUUUAAUGAGAUGAAAUUCACGGGCAACCCGUUCGGGUCCCCUUCCACACUGUGGAAGCUUUGUUCUUUCACUCUUCGUAAUAAAUCUUGCUGCUGCUCAAAAAAAAAGAAAUUCACAUAACAUAAAAUUAGCCAUUUUUCAGGAAACGGUUCAGUGGCGUUUAGUAUAUUCACAGUGUUGUACAAUCAUCACCUUCAUCUAGUUCCAAAACUUUUUUCUUCCUUUUUUUGAGACAGGGUCUCACUCUGUCACCCAGGUUGGAGUGCAGUAACACAUAGUUCCAAAACUUUUUUUUUCUUUUUUUGAGACAGGGUCUCACUCUGUCACCCAGGUUGGAGUGCAGUAGCACAAUUUUGACUCACUGCAGCUUCAACCUCCCCAGGCUCAGGUGAUUCUACCACCUCAGCCUCCCGAGUAGCUGGUACCACAGGUCAAUGCCACCACGCGCAGCUAAUUUUGAAAAAAUUUUUGGGCCGGGCACGGUGUCUCACGUCUGUAAUCCCAGCACUUUGGGAGGCCAAGGCGGGUGGAUCACGAGGUCAAGAGAUCGAGACCAUCCUGGCCGGCAUGGUGAAACCCCAUCUCUACUAAAAAUACAAAAAAAUUAGCCGGGUGUGGUGGCAUGCACCUAUAGUCUCAGCUACUCAGAGGCUGAGGCAGGAGAAUCGCUUGAACCCAGGAGGCGGAGGUUGCAGUGAGCCAAGAUCGCGCCAUUACACACCAGCCUGGGCGACAAAAAUUUUUUGAUAGAGAUGGAGUUUCACUGUGUUACCCGGGCUCAAAAGCAUUUUUUUUUCUUAAUUGAGAUAGAGUUUCACUCUGUCACCCAGGUUGGAUUGCAGUGGCAUGAUCUCGGCUCACUGCAACCUCCAUCUCCUGGGUUCAAGCAAUUCUCGUGCCUUAGCCUCCCAAGUAGCUGGGAUUACAGGUGUGCAUCACCACACCUGGCUAAUUUUUGUAUUUUUAGUAGAGACAGCGUUUUACCAUGUUGGUCAGGCUGGUCUUGAACUCCUGAUCUUGUGAUCUGCCCACCUCGGCCUCCCAAUAUUUUUUCUAUUGUUAGUAGAGACAGUGUUUUGCCAUGUUGGCGAGAACUCCUGACGUCAAAUGAUCAGCCCACAUCGGCAUUUCAGAGUGCUGGUAUUACAGGUGUGAGCUACCACGCCUGGCCCUCAAAAACAUUUUUUAUCAUUCUAAAUGGAAACCUCGUACCCAACAAGCAGUUUCUCCCCAUUUCCCCUCCCCUAGCCUCUGGCAGCCAGCUGUCUGCUCUGUCUCUGGGUGUGCCUAUUCUGGUUGUCUUUUGUAAAGGGAAUCGUGCAGGGACUGUCCUUUGGUGACUGGCUUCUUUUACUCAGUGUCAUGUGUUCGUGGGUCAUCCGUGCUAUAGCAUGUGUCAGUGCUUCCUUUUCAUGGCUGAAUAGUAUUCCACUGUAUGGAUAGACCACGUUUUGUUGAUCCAUUUUCGUUGAUGGACAUUUGGGUGAUUUCCAUUUUUUGGCUACUGUGAAGAGUGCUGUCGUGAACACUUAUGUACACAUUUCUGUUUGAGGACAUGUUUUCAGUUUUCUUGGGUGUGUACCUAGGAGUAAAGUCAUUGGCUCAUAUAAUGACUCUUGUUUACCUUUUGAUGAGCUGCCAGACUCAGUCUCUUUUAAAAAUAUUUGUACGGCCAGGCAUGGUGGCUCACCCCUGUGAUCUCAGCACUUUGGGAGGCCAAGGCGGUUGGGUCACCUGAGGUCAGGAGUUCGAGACCAGCCUGGCCAACAUGGUGAAACUCUAUCUCUACUAAAAAUACAAAAAUUGGCUGGGCGUGGUGGCUCACGCCUGUAAUCCCAGCUACUCGGGAGCCUGAGGUAGGAGAAUCACUUGAACCUGGGAGGCAGAGGUUACAGUGAGCGGAGAUCACACCACUGCACUCCAGCCUGGAAGACAGAGCGAGACUCCAUCUCAAAAAUAAAUAAAUAAAUAAAUAAAAAUAUUUUUACAACAAGGCUGGGUGCUGUGGCUCACGCCUAUAUCUCAGCACUUUGGGAGGAUGAGGUGGGAGGAUCACUUGAGGUCAGGAGUUUGAGGCCAGCCUGGGCAAUAUAGUGAGGCCCUGUGUAUUAGGUCAUUCUCAUAUUGCUGUAAAGAAAUACCUGAGACCUGGUAAUUUAUAAAGAAAAAAGGUUUAAUUGGCUGUACAGAAAGCAUGAUGCUGGUGUCUGCUCAGCUUUUGGGGAGGCCUCAGGAAGCUUCCAGUCAUGGUGGAAAGCAGAGAGGGAGCAGGCAUGUCUCACAUGGCUGGAGCAGGAGCAAAGGAGCGAGGGGAGGUGCCACUCACUUUUAAUCAACCACAUCUCACGGGAACUCACUCACUAUUGUCAGGACAGUACCAAGAGGAUGGUGCCAAACCAUUCAUGAGAAAUCUGCCUCCAUGACCCACUCACCUCCCACCAGGCCCCACCUCCACAUUGGGGAUUACAGUCUGACAUGAGAUUUGGGUGAGGACAUAGAUCGAAACCAUAUCACCCUGUCUUUAAAAUAAAUAAAUAAAAUAUUAUUAUAGCAGGCCAAUGAGGUGGUUCCAAUCCUCCUCUCAGUUUUAUUUAUUUUAUUUUUUUUUUUUUUUUUUUUUUUUGAGACAGAGUCUCGCUCUGUCGCCCAGGCUGGAGUGCAGUGGCACGAUCUUGGCUCACUGCAACUUCUGCCUCCCGAGUUCAAGCGAUUCUCCUGCCUCAGCCUCCCAAGUAGCUGGGAUUACAGGCACCCACCACUACCCUGAACUAAUUUUUUUAUUUUUAAUAAAAUAAAACGGGGUUUCACCAUGUUGGCCAGGCUGGUCUCAAACUCCUCACCUCAAGUGAUCCGCCUUCCUCGGCCUCCCAAAGUGCUUGGAUUACAGGCAUGAGCCACCAUGCCCGGCCUCCUCUCAGUUUUAUAGAUGUGGAAUUUGAGGCUCAGUACGUGCCAAACCCACCUUCGGCUAUCCGGAAGUUGGUCCUGGAGAUGGGAGGGGAGGGCAAGAAGGAUUCGCCCAGGAGGUCUGGGGCUGGGAGUGUCUUAAAGUGGACAUUUCCAAGGGCAGUGGGUGGUUCUGUCCCUCCCCUGUGAGGUCAGCAUGGCGUGUGCCUACCAUGCGCAGAGCCUCUUGCGGGACUGCUAUGAAGACGGCUGCUCCCCCAGCCCCCCAGGCACCCCGGUGCACUUUGUGCUACCGUGUCCCGAGCUGCAGUCACCCUCAUGCGGCAAAGGAAGAGCAGAGAAGUCAAGGGCUUUUUCCUGAAAGGGGCAAAGCCUGGAUCAUUCCAGGCCCCUCUCCCUGUUCUCCUGUCCUGUUGGUGGUGGCUCUAGAACCUGGAUCUGCAGAGGGGCCUCAGGGGCCACACAAAGUACGACAAGGGAGGUCCAGUGGCUGGGAGCCACGACUGCUCUGCUCAGCCAGAACAGCCCAGAGCAGGGCUUCUCCACCUUGGUGCUGCUGGCAUUUGGGCCAGAUGGCUCUCCACGUGGGGCUGCCUGUGCUGGGCAGGAGGUUUUCCAGCAGCUCUGGCCCCUGCCCACUAGAGGCCAUUUACAACCCCCUCCCCAGACACAACAAAAAUGUCUCCAGACCUUGCCACCGGGUGGGAACCCCUGGCUUAGAGGAUACAGCAGAGUGCAGAGCUUGAUGGCCCUCACUCCGUAACUUAGCAGCCCGGUGAUUCUGGGUAAGUUUCUUAACACUUGUGUGCCUCGGUUUCCCCAUCUGCAGGAUGGAGAUGGUAACAGCACUGACCCACUGGGUUAUUGUGAUGGUCAAGUGCGUUCCUGUUUGUUUGUUUUAUUGAUUGUUUAGUUUUUGAAACAGGGUCUCACGCUGUCACCCGGGCUGGAAUGCAGUGGCGCGAUCACAGCUCACUGCAGCCUUGACCUCCUAGACUCAAGUGAUCCUCCGACCUCAGCCUCCUGAGUAGCUAGAACUACAGGCACACGCCACCAUACCCAGCUAGUUUUGUUUAUUUUCUGUAGAGACGAGAUCUCACUGCGUUGCCCAAGCUGGUCUUGAACUCCUGGACUCAAGCAAUCCUCCCGCUUCAGCCUUCCAAAGUGCUGGGAUUAUAGGCGUGAGCCACAGUGCCCAGCCCCUGCUAAAUGUUUUGUAGGGGAACUUUAGGAGCCCUGUGAGGCCUUCAUUUUCCUAUUAGAAGGAUUUCCCUUGCCCUCUUGCUGUGAGUUCCUAGAGAUCGUGCUUUCUCUGUCUCAGGACCUGGGAUCCAGUUGGAGGACGGCGGUGAUGGCAGGGAGGAUGCCCCAGUGAGAAUGGAGUGGUACCGAGUGCUCUCGGCACGAUGCCAGGGGCCUGGCCACCCGCUCCCAGGUCAGAGGCCAGCCCCAGUCAGGGGCUUGGUCAGGCCUGAGCAGCCAAGAGGCGGCCCCCCACCAGGAAGACGGGCUUCCCAUGGGGCUGACAAGCCGUACACCUGCCCCGAAUGUGGCAAAGGCUUCAGCAAGACGUCCCACUUGACCAAGCACCAGCGCACACACACGGGCGAGCGGCCUUACAAGUGCCUAGUCUGUGGGAAGGGCUUUAGCGACCGCUCCAACUUCAGCACGCACCAGAGGGUGCACACGGGCGAGAAGCCCUACCCAUGCCCCGAGUGUGGGAAGCGCUUCAGCCAGAGCUCCAGCCUGGUCAUCCACCGCAGGACGCACAGCGGGGAGCGGCCCUAUGCCUGCACCCAGUGCGGGAAGCGCUUCAACAACAGCUCGCACUUCAGCGCCCACCGCCGGACGCACACAGGUGAGAAGCCCUACACCUGCCCGGCCUGUGGCCGGGGCUUCCGCCGGGGCACCGACCUGCACAAGCACCAGCGGACCCACAUGGGGGCAGGCUCCUUGUCGACGCUCCAGCCGGUGGCUCCUGGAGGCCCCGGUGCCAAAGCCUGAUCACCAUGCCUGAAACUCCCUUUCCAGGACUCUCAUCCCUGGGCACAGAAUUCAGGAAACUGCUAGACAGCCUGGUCCGAAAGCAUUGCCAGCUGCCUGUUUCCUCCCAUGGCCCAGUAUGAGGCCAGCAGGGGACAUUUGGGAUGCCCAGGCCGCAGAGGAAGCUGGGCACUGGGUGCAGAACAAGGGCAAGGACAGGCUCUGAGUGUCCAGUGGCAGCCAGAACAGGUGACACAGAGCGGGGGCUUCAGCCACAGAGACACACUCAGGAGGCCAGAAGCCGACACUCAAGGUGUUCAUGGGGCUGGCUCCUGAAGGGCCUGGGAGGGUCCAUCGGCUGCCUCCAGCAUCCAGUGGCUGCUGGCAUACAGCCUCAUCCCCACGUCCCAACCCGUCUCCUGUGUGUCUGUGACCCUGUGCGCUGUCUCUGUGUGUACCCCCCACCUGCUCCCCCCCACCCUUUUUUUUUUUUUUUUUGAGACGGGGCCUUGCUGUGUCCCCCAGGCGGGAAUACAGUGCCAUGAUCAUAGCUCACUGCAGCCUCGAAUCCCUGGGCUCAAGUGUUCCUCCUGCCUCAUCCUCCUGAGUAGCUGGGGUUACAGGUGUGUGCCGCCAUGCCGUCUCUUUUUUGGUAGGGCCACCACUCCCUGGGUUUAGGGUCCUCCAAUACACUGUGACCUCAUCUUAACUAAUUAUAUCGUCAAAACCUGUGUUUCCAAAUAAGGUCACAUUCUGAGGUCUGGGUGCACAUGAAUUUCAGGGACCCCUCAUCUGCUGCAGGGAGCCCCGCUGUACCCCAGCCUUCCCAGGACGUGGUCUCCAGCUUCUUCAUCCUGCCAGAGUUUCCAAAUGGAGCCCGGGGCUCUCCAGCAUUCCAGUCCCCUUUGCAGAUCCAUAGCUGCUCUGCAGGGCGGAAGACACCUGGGGCGGGAAAGCACCCCUGAGUUCCAUCUUCCUGACAUGUCACCUGGGAUGUGACGGGCCUGACACCUCCCCAGGGCCGGGGCCCAGGGCUGCCUUUGCUCCUGGCCCCUUAGUGUCUGGGAUGUGGCCUUCCAUGGUUGCCCCACUUUGUCUUUCUAAGGUAAGCCUUCACCUUCCAGCUUUUGUCUGGCCUGUGCUGCAUAGGAGCCACUGGUCUGUGCACAUCCACGGUGGGUGAGUGGCCAAGACAAGCAGUGUGAUAGAGUCCUUGGUGGGUUUAGUCAUCUCGGAAGUCAUAGGGCAGCUAUGGAAACCACUGGGUUCUGGAACGUUCCAGCCAGGCAGUGGUUGUUCCUCAUAGGUAGGUGGCCUUGGCCCCCAUCCCAGCCUGAGAUGCUCCAUUGCAUUUGUCACCUAGUCACUGUAUAUACGUGCACAUUUGACCUUUUGGCACAGCCCAGGUUCCAGGUGCGUGACCUGCCCUUUUCUCAUUCCCUUAACUGACAUUAUUUAGUGUCAGAGGCCGGGCACAGUGGCUCCCACCUAAAAUCCUAGCACUUUGGGAAGCCAAGGUGGGUGGAUUGCUUGAGCCCAGAAGUUCAAGAGCAGCCUGGGCAAUAUAGAAAGACCUCUUCCCUACCAAAAAAAAAAAAGCCAGGUGCAGUGGUUCACGCUUGUAAUCCCAGCACUUUGGGAGGCCGAGGCAGGUGGAUCACAAGGUCAGGAGAUCGAGACCAUCCUGGCCAACAUGGUGAAACCUCAUCUCUACUAAAAACACAAAAAUUAGCUGGGCAUGGUGGCGUGGCGCGUUCCUGUAGUCCCAGCUACUCGGGAAGCUGAGGCAAGACAAUCACUUGAACCAGGGAGGCGGAGGUUGCAGUGAGCCGAGAUCGCACCGUUGUACUCCAGCCUGGUGACAGAACGAGACUCCACAAAAAAAAAAAAAAAAAUUAGCCAGGCAUGAUGGGGUGUGCCUGUAGUCCCAGCUACUUGAGAGGCUGAGGCUGGAGGAUCACUUGAGCCCAGGAAGUUGAGGCUGCAGUGAGCUGUGAUUGUGCCACAGCACUCAUCCUGGAAGACAGAGUGAGACCCUGUCUCAGAUAAAAUAAACAAUUUUUUUUUUAAGUCA